AAUUCGCACCGUUUUCAGGAUAUGCCACUCAAUUCGCGUGACUUUCAGAAUAUGCCAUUGGAAGCACGAAUUCCUUCAUUCCAUGCCAUUUUUCUCUAUUUUCCCAAAUUUCUCAGAUUUCUAAUACUUUCCUUCAUCUUUCUCACCUGACCGGACGGAUUUACCCAUGGGCCCAUCUGUCAGGAGAGUAGAGAGAUAGCCUCCUCCUCUCAGGGAACAGAUCGAUCUAUCGCAACAAAAAAAAAGGGAAACAUAUCGAUCCCCUUCCUCCUUCCUCCCGGCCGACAGACGCAACGCCGCUACGAGCCGCCGCCCCGACCGCGCCCCACCCCCGCGCCUCGCUGGCAGCUCCGUCCCCCGCUCUGCGCCGUGCAACCGCGCCUCGCCGGCGGCUUCACCCCCGCCCCGCGGCAUGCCACCACGCCCAGCAAUGGAAACCCUAAAUAUCUAGGGUUUGAAGGAGGAGAUGGAGAGGGGGGAGACAGCGGCUCGAGAAGAGGGCGUGCCGUAGGCGACGGCCUCAUUGCUACGUAAUGAGCUUUCUUCGGGGAUUGAUCCCGAUGCAGUGUUUAGGGUGUGCGUUCAGUUUGGUCAAUUUACAGCUAAACUUGAUGAUGGAACUUGUGUUCAUGUGCCACGAAAGUGCUUGGAAUGGGUUGUGGACUAUCAGCAAUGCACUUUGGAGAGCUUGGAGAAGGACCUUGUAGCAAGGGUAACAUGGGGCAAGUGCCAACAGGUUGUGAUGAGUGGAUAUGACAUGACCACGGGUGAGGAAACACCGUUUAAGGACAAUAUGGAUGUAGUGCAUGCAUUGUUUGUUAGGAAAAGUGAUAAAAAGUUGUUUCUGUAUGCUGAUGUGGAGGACAAGCAUGAUCAGUUGGUUACUAAUUCAUCCGUUUCAGAGGUAAAUGAGUUAUUUAUGGAUGAGGUUGUGACAGCUAGACAUGGUGAUGAAUCAAACAAUCUGCCUGACAUUGAUUGGGAUGGAUUGGAAAUAGCUCAAAUUCCACAAGAGCAAGUUCAUCACCAAGUCAUUGAUUGGGAUGGAUUGGAGAUAGCUCCAAUUCUAGAAGCUGAUGUAGGUUCUUUAGUGCCUUUGAUGGGGGAAGAUGACAUGUAUGCAUUCGUUGGACUUAGAGCUGAGGAUGAGAGAGCUGAACAAGCUAGGCUACAAGCUGAAAACCAAAGGGAUUCUGCUCCUAAUCCAGCUGCAGAUGUUGCCCAAGGGGACUUAAACCUUAACGAGGCAGAGAUAGAUGUUAAUGAUGUGGUUCCUAGUGAAGCUGGAGUUUUCUAUGAUAGGGAUGAUCCUCCAAUGGAAGUUGGAAGCUUAUAUAUAAGUAUGGUUGAGUUUAGGUCAGCUGUGAGGCAACAUGCUAUAAAGGGGCAAUUUGAGUUAGGGACAGAGAAGACUGACACAGAGAGGUUUCGGGGCUAUUGCACAGCUGAGGGAUGCCCAUGGGCUAUUGUGGCAAGGUUACAGCCUGACGGAAAAUCUAUGAAGGUUACUUUGAACAGAUUUCCCCAUCAUUGUACAUCAACCGUGAGAGUUAAAACCAAGAUGGCAUCCUACAAGUGGGUAGCAGAGAAGGCCAUUCCCUUUCUAAAGAAGGACCCAAAUAUGGGUGCAACAAAGCUACAAGAUGAGUUGCAAACCACACACAAAGUCACAGUGGGAUACUCAACAGUUUAUGCAGGUAUGCAAAAGGCUAUAGAGCAAAUAUUUGGGACGUGGGAAGAGAGCUUUGCAUUUUUGUUUAACUUUAAGGCUGAGAUUGAGUUGAAAAUGCCGGGAAGUGUUGUGGAGAUAGAUGUACAGGAAGAUGGUGAUGGGAUUUAUUUUCACAGAUUCUUUUGUUCAUUCAAACCUUGCAUUGAUGGUUUCAUAAUGGGUUGCCGACCUUACUUGAGUAUAGACUCCACGGCACUUAAUGGAAAAUGGAAUGGUCAACUAGCUUCUGCAACAUCUAUAGAUGGACACAACUGGAUGUUUCCAGUUGCAUUUGGAUUCUUUCAGAGUGAGACCACUGACAACUGGACUUGGUUUAUGCAACAACUUAAUAAGGCAGUAGGCAAUCUUCCAACCUUAGCUAUAAGCUCAGAUGCUUGUAAGGGGCUAGAGAAUGCUGUGAAGAAUGUUUUUCAAAGGGCAGAACAUAGAGAAUGCUUUUGGCACUUGAUGCAGAAUUUCAUAAAGAAGUUUCAAGGUCCAGUGUUCGGGAACAUGUACCCUGCAGCUAGGUCUUAUAUGCCAGAAAGAUUUGAUCAUUACAUGAAUAAAAUUUAUGAGGCAAAUUCAGAUGUGAAGCCAUACUUAGAAACCUAUCACAAAUUGCUUUGGAUGAGAAGCAAGUUCUCAGAAGAGAUAAAAUGUGACUUCAUCACCAACAAUUUAGCAGAGUCAUGGAACAAAUGGAUUAAAGAUAUGAAACAUCUUCCAAUUGUUGAGCUUGCAGAUGGUAUUAGGUCAAAGACAAUGAAUCUAUUGGCUAGGAGGAGGAAGAUAGGUGAGAAAUUGGAUGGUGUGAUGCUACCUAUUGUGGUUCGUCAACUCAAUGCAAUGACUAGAGAACUGGGCCACUUGAAGGUAGUUCAAGGUGAUAGAGACCAAGCUGAGGUGACUGAGAUCACUGCUGAACAUGAGAUUAUUAGACAUGCUGUCAAUCUGGUAAACCAUACAUGCACCUGUAGAGAGUGGCAAGUUUCUGGUAAACCAUGCCCACAUGCUUUAGCUCUCAUAAUAUCAUAUAGAAACCCUAACAUGGCUGAUUAUUUAGAUCCUUGCUAUUCGGUAGAAAGGUAUAAGCUUGCAUAUGCAGGAGUUAUUUUACCACUUCCAGAUAAGUCCCAAUGGCCAAAAGUGAAUAUUGGUUUUAAGUUGUUGCCACCUCUUACUAAGAGGGAAGUUGGGAGGCAAAGGAAGAACCGAAUAGUCGGGUGCCUUGAUAAGGGCAAGGCUAGGAGCAAAGGCAAGUGGCAGGUUCAAUGUAAGAGAUGUCUUGCCAUGGGCCAUAGGUCGACGUCACCAAAAUGUCCUUUGAAUGGAACGAAGAAAAAGCCGAGUCGGGCCAAAAAAGGGAGACUACUUAGUGAAGCAAAUUGUGCAGCAAGUACUAGCAUAGAAGGCACACCCAAAAGACAGAAGGUAGGCCCAAAUGGUUCAACUAAUACUAGUCCAGGGCCUAUAACAAGAAGUCAAUCGGCAUUGACAACAACUGGUGGAGAAGGACCAAUGAGGCAGAUGACAACUCCUCCAAGGCCCACUAGAGCUGCAAAGAAGAUCACUCCAAAAAAAGGGCUAAAAACGAGUGCUCCUUGAUUAUAUAUUCUCAAAUAUGGGAACUAUUAGAUUAUGGAUGCUUUUGUAUGUGAACCACAUGACUGUGCAAGUUGUGGCUUUUAUUUUGUAAUCUGAACUUCUAUGCCUGGAUUAUGUAUUUUGGAUGGCAUUCUCAGACUUGCUUACUUAGAGGUGCUUGCCUUGGAUAUUGUUUUACUUGCUAUAUAUCAUGCCAAAAUAUGGUUAUAUGUUGUUCAAAUUGGAAAUUCUGGGUAUAUGCUGUCAGAAUUUUGUGUAUAUGUUGUCAAAAUUUUGAGUAUGUUGCUGUCAAAAAUUACAU
This is a messenger RNA of Oryza sativa Japonica Group (Japanese rice), 3620 nucleotides long. RefSeq lists its product as uncharacterized. The record is from RefSeq and is a predicted model, not a curated record. NCBI's taxonomy places the organism in Eukaryota, Viridiplantae, Streptophyta, Magnoliopsida, Poales, Poaceae. Gene Ontology annotation, molecular function: zinc ion binding.